CCCCGACCCCCGAUCCCCGAUCCCCGAACAACCACACGCAAUACAGCAUGGGCGACUACGUAGCCGAUCUUGCGGUGCGAGUCAAGGCAGCUGGGGCCGCCGUCGAGGGCCAGGAUGGAGAGGCCGGCGGGCUGCAGUUUGGAAAGGAGCUGGCAAGCCACUUUCUCUUUGACCGGGAAUACCGCAACCUCAACCACGGUUCCUUCGGGGCGAUCCCGCGCGCCAUCCAGGCCAAGCAGCGCGCGUUCCAGGACCGGGCCGAGGCGGCGCCGGACCCGUUUAUCCGGUUCGAGAACCCGGAGCUGAUCGACGAGUCGCGCGCCGCCGUAGCCGAGAUCCUCGGCGUGCCGACCGACACGGUGGUGUUCGUGGCCAACGCGACCACGGGCGUCAACACGGUGCUGCACAACCUGGUUUGGGCGGCCGACGGCCGCGACGAGAUCCUCUACUUCGACACCAUCUACGCCGCCUGCGCCAAGACCAUCGACUACGUCGUCGAGAGCGGCCGCGGCCUCGUCGCAAGCCGCAGCAUCCCGCUCGUCUACCCCGUCGACGACGCCGCCGUCGUCGCCGCCUUCCGCGCCGCCGCCGCUGCGUCGCGCGCCCAAGGCAAGCGGCCCCGCGUCGCCGUCUUCGACGUCGUGUCGUCGCUGCCCGGCGUGCGCUUCCCCUUCGAGGCCGUCACGGCCGCCUGCCGCGACGAAGGCACUCUGUCGCUCAUCGACGGCGCGCAGGGCAUCGGCCUGGUCUCGCUGACGCACCUCGCCGCCGUCGACCCGGACUUUUUUGUCAGCAACUGCCACAAGUGGCUGUUCACGCCGCGCGGAUGCGCCGUGUUCUACGUGCCGCAGCGCAACCAGCCGCUGCUGCGCUCGACGUUGCCGACGUCGCACGGCUUCGUGCCGGCGCCUGACGGCGGUGCGCCGGCGCGCCGCGUCGUGUUUGCGCCGUCGGCCAAGAGCGAGUUUGUCAACAACUUCGAGUUCGUCGGCACGCUCGACAACGCCCCGUACCUGUGCGUCAAGGACGCCAUCCGCUGGCGCGCCGACGCGCUGGGCGGCGAGGACCGCAUCCUCGCCUACACGCACGCGCUGGCCAAGGCUGGCGGGCAGCGCGUCGCCGAGAUUCUCGGGACAGAGGUCCUCGACAACGCUGCCGGGUCGCUGACGCGCUGCGCCAUGGUUAACGUCGUGCUGCCGCUGGCCGUUGCCGGCGCGGACGAGGCCGAUGAGGGAUUGAAGCAGCUGCUGGACAGCGGGAAAGUCGCGUUGGUUCCCGAGGCCGAGGCCGCCGACUUGGGCAACUGGCUCCAGCAGACGCUGAUCAAGGAGUACAAGACGUUCCUGCCCAUCUAUGCUUACCGCGGCCGCUUGUGGUCGCGGCUCAGUGCGCAGGUCUAUCUUGACUUGGAUGAUUUCGAGUGGGCGGGCCAGACCCUCAAGGCCAUGUGUGAGCGAGCUGUUGCGGGGGAGUAUAAUAAGAACUAAAGAAUGGAGCUACUCAGAGGCGGCGGAGUUUUUAGCCGGUUUAUUUUCUGCUCUGCUUCGUGGGGACGGUGAUUAGUUGAGCCGUUCCAAACUGGUGUCACGGCACAGGAGGGAUGGCGGGAAUGAGGAAUUCCUAGCCUCGAUUAUAUUCUGUAGUCUAGCUCAACGAGGAUGGUUCCAAUUUGGCGCCUAAGGCAUUGCGGGAAGACAGCCUUGACAAUCUCCCCGAGGUUGGCAGAGGCUGUCUUCUGCAUUGAAGAUAAUAGUCAGGUAGGUAUCUUUGGUAUAAUCGGGGGUCAAUUGAAUGGUGGGUGCCAAUCA
Messenger RNA from Lasiosphaeria miniovina, 1808 nucleotides. RefSeq names its product pyridoxal phosphate-dependent transferase. NCBI's taxonomy places the organism in Eukaryota, Fungi, Ascomycota, Sordariomycetes, Sordariales, Lasiosphaeriaceae. Bases 48 to 1487 code for a protein of 479 amino acids. The transcript is spliced from 2 exons. The record is from RefSeq and is a predicted model, not a curated record.